AGUAGCUAUGCUUUGCAACAAAUUCACACCAAUAUCUUACUCAAGAUCUGACUGUGUCUUGGGAUAGUUGCCGUCCAACUGAAAAGACAUUUAAUCAUAUCUCAAACAAAUGCUUUUGAUUAAUGACUCUCUUGUACUUUUUAACUUCAAAUAAUUUUCUGUUUGGCACAAAACAGCAUACGAACUUAUUUGGAUUUAAUUAAAAUAAGUUUCUACUGUCCAUUUCAUAUUUGUAUAUUUCACUGUCAUUCGUUUUAUGUUUACUUGCCAAACUUCAUUUUAGUUCCACCUUUUUCACGAUUGCAUGAUUUGAUAAGGUUUGAGGUUCAUAUAUAUAAUAAACUCAAGUAGAGAUAUACUCCUCAUAUUUUACAAUGAUGAAUACCGAAUUGAGAAAAAACACUUUCAGUAACAACAUUAACGAAGUAUAAUGAUUAAAGCAGGGAAACUUGCAUAUGCGACAAUCCUCACAUGAACCAAUUCCAUGUGCCGUUUCUUUCACAAGCUUAAUAACAAAAGAAUCCGAAAGGUGUAAUUAACAGAAACAGAAAAAAGCUCUAAUAACUGUACACAAACGUGUUCGACAAAAACAGAAGAAAUACUAAAUGGUGGUGGACAGAGAUUGCCAAAUGGUUACUAUUUUGAGUCCAUUGAUUACGAUUUCUACAAAUAUAUAAAGUCACCAAGAUGUUGAAAGAACUCUUUUUUUUUUUUGACAAAGUUGAAAUGACUUUUAAUUAGUAAUAAUAAUGAAAAUUGGAAUAGGAUUAGCAAAUUAGUAAAAUAUAAGAAAGUGGAGCCCGAAAACCCAUUUUGUGGCUCCCAAAAACAAUGGAAAAUAAACUAUUACGAUUUGGCAUAUUAUCAGACCUCUGCAGCACCGUUUACUAUAAAGUUUUUGCAUGUUUCUAUAACUGAAAAGAAGAUAUGUCAUUUACUAUAAACUAUUGCAAUAUGCUACUGAUUCAGGCAUUCAGCUAAUUGGACUGCAACUUUGUUUUAUGAUCCAUAAUCCAUUUUUUUAAAUAAAAUUUAAAUACUUGAAGAAAUCCACAUUUUACUGAAAGCUGUAAACAAUAAAUUCGACACAAGUAAUUAUAAAAAUAGAAAAAGGAUAUAAACAUUCAAUUCAAUUUAUUUAUUAUUUGGUCAAAAUUCAAUUUAAUUUAAUUUACAGAGGUGGUGGGGGAAGUGAGAGAGUGGAAAAUUCAAAACGCAGCUCUCUCUCUCUCUCUCUCUCUCUCUCUCUCUCUCUCUCGUCACAUCAAUCCACACUGUAUAGUAUCUGUUUUCUUCUUUUCUUCUUCUUCUUCUUCUUCAAGUUCUCUGCUCUGCUUCUUCACUCUCCAUUGGUCCCAAAUCCCAAAUCCCAAAUCUUUACUCUCAUUUUUAACCUUUACUGAUCUGACCCAUCUCUCAAAAACCUCUCCUUUCUCUUUCUUCUGACUCCCUUUUCGAUUUCAAUUCUCAAUUGCUUUGUUUCAAGUGAGUGAAAUUGCUUGUAACCUUCACAAGAUCCCAAUUUGGAAAGAGCCCGUUAUCGAAAGUUUCGGUCUUUGGCUUCUCAACUCAAGUUAACCAAUAGUUUCUCAAUUCAAGAUCCCAUUUUGUUGCAUUGUAGAUGGAAGAAUAAUUGAAAAAAGAUGGAAGUUGUUGAGAGGAAACGAUCUAGAGGAGGGUUCUUGAAUCUAUUUGAUUGGCCUGGAAAGUCCCGGAAGAAGCUCUUCUCUUCUGACAGCUCGGAACUCUCAGAACCAAAGCAGACGAAACAGAAUGUUCAAAACCUCUCUAGUCUUUCUCUCAUUGAGGUUGAUGAAGUUAGCAAGAAUUUGAGUUACAACCCAAGAAGUGAGUCAAGCUGCUGUGCAUCUUCUGUUACCAGUGAUGAUGAGGGCCAGGGAACAAGAGCCCCAAGUGUGGUUGCGAGGCUCAUGGGUUUAGAGUCUUUACCAGUACCAAAUGUCCAAGAGCCUCGGUUUAACCCUGAUCUUGAUCCAUUCUUCCUUAGACCUUCACGUAACACAAGCAAAUGGAAUGCAUAUGAGAAUCUUGGUUAUGUAAAUCUCCGUAGUGACUAUGAUGGAGGAGUAUCUUGGGAACAUUUGGAUUCAAGAACGAAUGAAGGACGCAACCGACCCAUUGAGAGGUUCCAGACUGAAACUUUUCCUCCCAGGUUGGCCAAACCGAUCUGUGUUACCAACAAUAGGCUCUUGUCUCCUAUCAGGAGUCCUGGCUUUGUCCCGUCUAGGAACCCUGUUUAUGUAAUGGAAGCAGCUUCGAGAAUGAUUGAACCAAGUCCUAGGAUGGCUGCUAGAACGCGGUUUUCGCCACCGUCUAACUCUCCUUCAUCGGUUCCUAUGAGGAUUCAAGAUUUAAGAGAGAAACUAGAAGCUGCUCAGAAAGUGUCAAACCGGAAGCACAAUGAGAAGAGAGCAUCAGCAUCAGUGAUGACACCAUCAGCUAGUAAUAGUAAGUCUAUGGGGAACAACAGUUCUGAUGGGUUGAAGAGAAAAGGGAAGUUACCUUCUGUAUCAAAGGCCAGCGCAACGCCGUUAAGCGUCAGCAGAACAAGCCAAAAGGAGAAAGCAGAAGCUAAAAAUGGUAUAGUCAAAAGCCAGAAUGGUCUCAGAGGAAAGAGUGUGCUUAAGCAGAACUACCAGAAACAGAAUCAACGCUCAGUAACCUCUGCUUCAAACCAAAAAAGCAGCAGUGUAGUUAACAAAGUUGUGAACAAGGCUCCAGUGUCAAAGCAGCAAGGUUCAACAACGGCAUUGGCUGGAAAGAACACUUCUCUAUCUUUGUCUCGCAAGAAGACUCUUCCCAGGAGCAAAAAGCAAGAAACUGGAAUCUCCAAUGAUAAACGGAUCAAAAGGAAUGAAAACGUGAUAAAAUGUAACAUCACCAUUGAUAACACAGGCAAAGAUGAUGGGAAAAAGGAAAUGGAUGUGAUCUCAUUCACGUUCUCGUCGCCCAUCAAAGGCUUAUCAUCUGAUUCACUAUCUUCCACCCAAGGAAUUGACCAGGAGACGGACUCUGCAGUUAGUUUCGAUAUGUUUGGUGGAGAUUCUUUAAAUGUUCUGUUAGAGAAAAAGCUCAGAGAGCUGACUUGUAAGCUUGAGUCUUCUAGCUGUAGCUUGACUCAAGAAGAGUCUUCACGCUUCAGUGCAAAAGAUGGGGUGAACGGUGGAAUGGUUUCAUCUUCAUCAGAGUGUGAUAAGUCGACACAAAACGGUAUGGAUAGAGUUUUGUCCGAGAGUGAAUCGGUUUCUGACUGCACUUCAUUCUAUGACAAACAAAAAUUCCAGAUGAUACAAGCAGAAGAACAGGAAGUAAGCAGCAUUAGCACUGUGACAGAAGCUGAUGAUUUCAGAAGCUCCUGCAGCAAGGGCUUCUCAGAUUGUAGACAGACCACAGAACAUGAGAUUAAAUCCUCACCAGAUCAAGAAUUCACAUGGGUUUCAUCAGCACAAGAAGAGUCUGAACUCUCAGAGUCUGUAAUAACACUGGCUUAUUCAGAAGACGAAGAAAGGCUAGACUGGGAGCUUGAGUACAUAUCUGAGAUCCUCAGUUCUGACCAACUGAUGGUGAAAGAGUUCGCUUUGGGAAUGGCUGUUGACAUAUUACCUGCGAGCCUCUUUGAUGAAAUAGAGGGCCGUGGAGAGGCAACAGCAGCCAAGCUGAGGAGAAGGACAGUGUUUGAUUUUGUUAACAACUCCUUAGCACUCAAAUGCGAGCAGAUGUUUAGGGGUACCUGCAGAGGGAUAUUGGGGAAAGAAGGGAUUCUGUUUGAACGUAGAGAUUGGUUAGCUGAAGAACUGAACAGAGAGGUUCACGGGUUGAAGAAGAUGAGGGAGAUGAUGAUGGACGAGCUUGUUGACAAAGAGAUGAGCAGUUUGGAAGGGUGUUGGCUUGAUUUCGAGAGAGAGACUUAUGAAGAAGGCGUUGACAUUGAAGGAGAGGUAGUUUCUGCGUUGGUUGAUGAUUUAGUUAAUGAUCUUGUCUCAGUGUUCAAAGAACAACAUCGAAGCCAAGGACAUGGGUUAGUUUCUGCUUUGGUUGAGUCUGAUCUUCUCUCAGCAUUCUAGAAGCUCCUGGUCUAUGUCUCUGAGCAUUCCUUAUAUAUUUUUCAAAAGUUCUUUUGAUUUGUUCUGUAUUGUCUACAUGGGUAAAUCCUUUUAAAGGUCAAAUGAAAUGCAAAUAAACUACUAUAAUGAUUAAGAAAGUGUUACAGAAUCA
Molecule: messenger RNA, 4236 nt
Organism: Brassica rapa (field mustard)
Lineage: Eukaryota; Viridiplantae; Streptophyta; Magnoliopsida; Brassicales; Brassicaceae
Source: RefSeq, a predicted model, not a curated record